Loxodonta africana (African savanna elephant) is the source of this 4665-nucleotide messenger RNA. It is a transcript of the gene GSAP, whose product is annotated as gamma-secretase activating protein. The record is from RefSeq and is a predicted model, not a curated record. Gene Ontology annotation, cellular component: trans-Golgi network. NCBI's taxonomy places the organism in Eukaryota, Metazoa, Chordata, Mammalia, Proboscidea, Elephantidae. The coding region runs from base 36 to 2597 and encodes 853 amino acids. The transcript has 31 exons. Gene Ontology annotation, biological process: positive regulation of amyloid-beta formation.
GGUCCCCACAGCCGCCGGUGGCCCGCGUCCGGGCGAUGGCUCUGCGUCUCGUUGCCGACUUCGAUCUCCAGAGGGACGUGCUCCCGGGGCUGCUGGCGCAGCGGGCGGCGCCGGCUGUCGCUGGGGCCCCAGGCGGCGGCGCAGAUAUUUUAGAAAAUUAUGACAGCUUACGUGUACUAAAUUUUGAAAGAAAUGGAAAUAUUAUUUAUACCUAUAAGGAUGAUAAGGGAAGUGUCUUCUUUGGAUUAUAUGAUUGCCAAACCAGACAAAAUGAGCAUCUCUAUACCUUUGAGACAGACUUACAAGUUAUCAGUUGCUCCAUCAACAGUGAGAGAACUUUGCUUGCUGUAAGUUUAGUUCAAACUACUAAAGAAGGAAGAAGGAAUGAGCUUCAACCAGGGUCAAAGUGUUUAACUUUGUUAGUGGAAAUCCAUCCCAUUAACAAUGUGAAGGUUCUAAAAGCAGUGGAUAGCAAUAUUUGGGUACAGUUCCUCUACCCACGUGUUGAAAGUCACCCUCUUUCAGAGAACCAUCUGUUACUGAUUUCAGAAGAGAAAUACAUUGAACAAUUUCAUAUCCAAGUCAUCCAAGAAGAUGGAAAUAAAGUGGUGAUUAAAAAUUCUGGCCAUCUCCCAAGAGACAGAGUAGCUGAGGAUUUUGUCUGGGCUCAGUGGGAUAUGUUAGAGCAGAGACUAUACUACAUUGACCUGAAGAAAUCAAGGAGUAUCUUAAAAUGCAUCCAGUUUAAUGCUGAUGAGAGCUUUACUCUAAUGUUUGCAGCACCCUUGGACAUAUCAUUAAAUGACUCAGGAUUUAAGCUUGUGAACUUUGGAUGUGAUUAUCUUCAAGACCAAGAGGAAUUAUCCAAACACCUGAGUCUGUGUGUUUUUACCAACAAAACAGGAAGCUUGUGUGUAUGCUACAGCCCGAAGUUUGACUCUUGGGAACAAAUCACAUACUCAGUGUUUUACUUUCAUAAAGGGCACAGCAAAACCUUCACCGCUGCUCUUGGGAGUGGUGACUCACAUGUGACAAAGGGCGUUACUUUUCUCAACCUUGACUAUUUCGUGGCUGUUUACUUACCUGGUCAUUUCUUCCAUCUACUUAACAUACAACAUCCAGACUUGAUCUGCCACAGUCUGUUUCUGACAGGAAAAAAUGAAAUGAUUGAUAUGCUACCUCAUAGUCCUUUACAGUCACUGUCAGGGUCCCUGGUACUGGACUGGAGUUCUGGAAAGCUCUAUAGAGCACUCCUCAACCAGUCAUAUUUGUUACAGUUCCUGUGGAACACACCCCUGGACUGUGAGAGGAUGGCCGUGCUGCAUUGUGUGCUUUCCUGCAGCAGAGAAUCACGGUUCCUGGAAGCCCAGAUUAUUCAGUGGAUUUCUGAGAACAUCUCUGCCUGCCGUUCAUUUGACCUCAUUCAGGAAUUUAUAAUUGCUUCUUCAUACUGGAGCAUAUAUCCAGAGACAAGUAAUAUAGAUAAACUUUUGCCAUAUUCCUCAGUGCACACCUGGAAUACAGAAAUUCCUGGAAUAACCCUUGUGACAGAAGAGAUCGCAUUGCCUCUUAUGAAGGUGCACAGGUUUAAGGGCUACUGGGAAAAACUGAACUACAACCUGGAAUAUGUUAAGUACACUAAACCACACUUCCACUAUAACAACAGCGUGAUCAGGAGAGAGUGGAACAAUCUGAUCUCGGAAGAGAAAACAGGAAAAAGAAGGUCCGCGGCAUAUGUGAGGAAUAUUCUCGAUAAUGCAAUCAAGGUGAUUUCUAACCUAGAAGCAAGGAGUUUCGAGCCAAGUUUAACGCCCCUCUUCCAGGAGGAAGACAACCCCCAGAGGCUGCUUAUAGGGCUGAUGGUGUCUGAACUAAGAGACCACCUUUUGAGACACCUACAAGGUGUAGAAAAAAAGAAAAUCGAACAGAUGGUUCUGGAUUACAUUUCAAAACAGCUGGAUCUCAUCUGCUGCAUACUGGAAGCCAGUUGGAGGAAACAUAAUCUUCAUCCCUGGGUUCUACACUUUGAUAGGCAUGGCAGUGGUGCUGAGUUUUCAGUCUUUCACCUCAUGACCAGGAUUUUGGAAGCCACCCACAGUUUGUUUUUACCUCUGCCUCCUGGUUUUCACACUCUGCACACAGUCCUUGGUGUCCACUGCCUCCCUUUGCAUAACCUGCUGCAUUACAUUGAUAAUGGAGUAUUGCUUCUCACAGAAACAGCUGUCACAAGGCUCAUGAAAGAUCUGGACAAUACAGAGAGGAAUGAAAAACUAAAAUUUAGCAUCAUCGUGCGGCUUCCUCCGCUUAUUGGUCAGAAGAUCAGUCGACUUUGGGAUCAUCCUAUGAGUUCCAGUAUUAUUUCACAGAAUCAUGUAAAGCAAUUGCUUCAGAACUAUAAGAAACAGCCUCGGAAUUCUAUGAUUGACAAGUCAUCAUUCAGUGUAGAAUUUCUGCCUCUGAACUACUUCAUUGACAUACUGACAGAUAUUGAGUCCUCCAAUCAAGCUCUGUAUGCUUUUGAAGGACAUGACAAUGUGGAUGCAAAAUUUGUAGGGGAAGCAGCUCUGAAACACACAACAAUGCUUUUAGGCUUAUAAAAGAGCAAAUGCAGUUAAAUUAGCUUCCAAUAUUGUAAUCUUGCUUUAGCAAUAUUUAAAAUCAUUGAUAAAAAUCAGAAUAUAUCCUUGAGCCACCUGAACACCUGUUUAGAUAGAGCUAAACUGCUGUACCUCACCUCAGUGUUGAAUAUCAGGUGAACAGUCAAGUGUAGAGAAAUGAUGAACAGUCCAAAGAGGCAAAACAAAAACAAACAAACACAAACAUUGCUGUUGAGUCGAUUCUGACUCAUAAUGACUCUAUAGGACAGAGUAGAACUGCCCCAUAUGGUUUCCAAGGAGUGGCUGGUAGACUCCAAUUGCCAACCUUUUGGUUAGCAAACCACUGUGCCAAAAGAGGCAUAAAAUGGCAUAAAUGAUGCUCUUCUGGGAAUUAUUUUUCUAGCAGCCUAAUAGGCCCCAAACUAGUCUCUUUGUACUCUGAAAUAAAACAUGCUAUAAACAUGUAGGAAACAGUCCUUAGGAAAGCAAAAACUAGAUGUGUCUUUGUAAAUAACAAAAGAAGAAAAAUUAAAUGUUACCUAAAAACUCUAUUUGGACAGAGGAGACUUUCUGAAAAUGGAAUUUGGGCUAAAUGAAAUCUUCUAUCUCCAGUAUAGAAUAAUUUGUAACAUAUAUUAGUUUGUACAUACAGUAUUUGGAGUACAAUAUGUUUUUGUGAUGGUUCAGAUGGAACUGUGUUUAAUUUUUUUAAGGUUUUCUUUUUUUAUAUAUUUAUAAAAGUUUGAUUUAGUAAUGUCUUGUCAUUAAAAAAAAAAUUUUUUUUUGUCAUUAAAAGAAAAGAAAGAAAAAAAUAAAACACUGAAGGUUUUAGCCUGACUCUUCCUGUUCUUUGAACAUAGAUAGCACUUUUAUUCUAGCUAGGAAUCAAGAGUUCAUUAGCAUAUUCCCUGCAAUGGCCCCAUGACACCUAAUUUUCUUUUUGUUUUCACUCUUGUACAGUGACUUCAUUCUGAACCAUAAAUACAGUUGCUGCCCCGGGGUCAGCCCCUAAUCCCUUGUUUUUCUCUUGUCACACUAUUUCCCUCAGUGAACUUGUGAAAUUUUAAUGAUUGUAAAUAUAAUGAUUAUAAAUAUUAGCCGGUAUAAUUCAACUUCUUUUCUAAAAUCACCAUGUUCUAGAAAUUAUCUACUUUUAUAGAAUUACCAUUUUUGGUUAAAUACUUCAUGGUCACUGAAGGUCAAAAUCUUGAAGCCAAAUCAGCAAGGCAAUGACGAUUCUUUCCCUUAAUACUUCCUAAAAUGCUCCUUACUUUUAAGUAAGUUCUUAUUGCAAUUGGCGAACAAUAUUGGGGAAGCCUGGGCUGCCAGAAAACAAACAAUUCUGCCUUGGAAAAAGUACAGGCAGAAUGCUCCUUACAAGCCAAGAUGCUGAGACUUGGUCUGAUGUACUUUGGACAUGUUAUCAUGAGGGACCAGUCCCUGGAAAAGGACAUCUUGCUUGGUAAAGCUAGAGGGUCAGUGAAAAAGAGGAAGACCCUCAACAGGAUGGAUUGACACAGUGGCUGCAAUGAUGAGAUCAAACAUAGCAAGGAUUGUACAUGGGAUGGCUAUAAUUUGGAACUGACUUAACAUAACAACAACAACCAGUAGAUUUGAGUCGAUUCCAUGAGUGACAGAGUAGACACUGUGUUCCGUAAGGUUUUCACAGGCUGAUUUUUUGGAAGGAGGUCACUAGACCUUUCUUUUGAUGCGUCUUUAGGAGGAAUUGACCCUCCAACCUUUCCGAGUGGUUAACCUUUCCAAGUGGGUUAACCAUUUGCACCACCCAAAAAAACCCACUGCUGUACAGUACUCUCAAAUAAUUCCUUUAUAAUGACCUCAUGAAGCAAUCAGGUUAGAUUCAGGACUCAUAUCUGAGAAGGAGAUUAAAUUUCUCUCCUAUCUGGAAGGAUGAGAGCUUGGAAUAGAUCUUGUUUGAUUUAGCAAAAUAAAGGAAUGUGAUAUUUUUUCACUCCCAGAGUUGUGAAAUAAAAUUAAUCACUACUACCAGUAUGAAAUAAAGAUAGCGUCAGAAUAUUAAAAAAAAAAAAAAUUAGUGAAUAUAAAA